ACUCUCGUGGUGGGACCACUUCAAAGUGCUUUUGUUUGCUAGUAGUCGUAGUCCCUAUGUGUGCAGUCAGUGAGCUGACGUUCUGAGGAUAAUGUCAUCGACCGAGGAGAGAAGCGAUCAUUUGAAAUGUCAUGGACGCGUGAAAAUCAACGUGGGUGGAACUAUCUUUGAGACUACGAUCUCCACCCUGACAAGAGUGGAUAAUACUGUACUUUCUACUAUGGUUGCGGAUCGUUGGCAGAAUCAAGAGGAAUUGUUUGUGGAUCGAAGCCCAACGCACUUUGAAAAAAUACUGAACUACUUGAGAGAUGGAAACAAUUUUAUUCUUCCUGCGGAUUUUGAAGCUAGAGAGAGCCUUCGAAGGGAAGCUGAGUUCUACAAUCUUCCUGGCCUUGCCGAAUUGUGCUCCCCGGGUUUCCAUGUAGGUGAUUGCGUGCAGUGGAAUGAGACCGCUAUAGAAGCAUAUUGGAAACACAUCGCUAGGGCACUAAAUGAUUAUAUCAAAAAUUCUAUGUGUGGCCGCAAUGAACUUUUGAUUGUGGAUCGUAGAUCGCUUCGUCUGUACGAAAGUCCAGACAGCUCCGAAGGCGAAAAGUGGAUGCAUGUGAAGCAUGAAAUGCGAUUCAUGAAAGGAUCUGUGAAGGGGAAUGGGACGUUGGAUGGCGUACACAUCAUUUCACGCAAUCUGCACUACGAUUGGCAAACUAGCCAUCUUUCAUCGCUUCUUUCUGGAAUUUCAUUGUCAUUUGCUCGUUCACAAGAACAUCUGCGCGGUUUCCAUGACUCAUUCGUCGAUAUUCAUCAGCUCCACGCGGCCAUAAACAUAGGAGACAAAAUCCCAUCUCCCAAAUACAUGCGUGUGAAAAUCAACGUUGGAGGUACAGUUUUUGAGACCCACCUUUCCACUCUCACAAAAGUGAAUGACAGUGUGCUCUCCGCUAUGAUGACCGAGGAAAUACAAAAUGGGCACGAAUUGUUCAUAGAUAGAAAUCCCCUGCUUUUUGCCAAAGUACUGGAUUAUCUACGAGAUGACGAGCGAUUUGUUCCUCCAUCUGACGAUGAUGCCAGAGAAGCACUUCGGAGGGAAGCUGAGUUCUAUUAUCUGCCCGAGCUCGUCGAAAAGUGCUUGCCCGAAAAAUUUCAUACUGGUGUUCAAGUAAAAUGGAAGGAAAGCGCUAUCGAAUCGUACUGGAAGGUUUUCGCCAUGGCUUUUGACAGACCCAGCUGCGCACUUUGUGCGUACUCGCACACUGUAGACCCAAAAUGUCUGUUUCCGCAAUUUUCGAAGUCGCGAGAUGGGACACCCAAGGAUGAGUAUUGCUCAGCACUGAAGUAUCAAAUGCGCUUCAUGAAAGGGAAAGUGACAUCGGGACCUUCUGGCAGUCUCCCUGGUUGUUUCGUCAUAUGGGAGAGCCCCUACGACCAGUAUCCCUUACACAUCCCAACGUCUGCAUUGCGUUUAGCGAAGUGAUACAUUCUUUUCUUUAUUACCUUUGUCCAUGAUAUGAAGUGAGCUUUGUAAUCAAUAGUGUGUUCAGUAGCCCGAAAAAUUCUUAUGUAUUUCGAUAAAUGCUUAAGCAUU
Cylicocyclus nassatus is the source of this 1582-nucleotide messenger RNA. The record is from the annotation of a GenBank genome assembly. Lineage: Eukaryota; Metazoa; Nematoda; Chromadorea; Rhabditida; Strongylidae.